UGGUUGGUGUGUUUUCAAUUUUGCUUUGUAUUUUGCAGCUGUUUCUAAUCUUCUAUCCGUAAACAAAUUAUUUCGCGAAUAAAUUUAAUUACAGUUUAAUUUAUUAUUUCAUACGUGAAAUAUAAGUAUAUUGCAGAAUUUGUUGGAUAAUAGAAUAUAAUAUACUUUUUAAUUGUAGUGACAUCACAAUCUACAAUGCCCGUGGGCAGAAAACGAUGGAAUCUUCAUGAUGGACCACAAGGGUCUCUCCGGAGGCUUCGUAACCAACUUGCGGAGGAUGGCUGUGCUGAAUCUCAGGUUGUCUUGGCCAAACAGCUCUUGGAAGAAAAAUGUGAAUUAGAAGCAGAUAAAAUAUCUAAUUUUAAGCAAGCAUUGGAGUGGUUGAUAUGUGCCACUGAGCAGGCUCACCCUGAAGCUAGGAGGAUGUUGAGAAGGUGUAUCCGGAGCGGUGUUAUAUCUGAGGAUAGCGCAGCGAUCGUGCGCGCCAAGUCGUGCCUCGCCGCCAGCCGGCAGGAGACCGUCGCCAGGAAAGCUGCCAGGGACCUGUUUGCUAGUUUAUCAAACGGUGAGCAGUACAUAACGACGGCGCAGUUGGAGCGGCGCAUCAGGGAGAUAUGUAGCACCACGCUCAGGAAACGGCCAGACGACGACUCCCCUGAUGAGGAACCGGAAGAACCUCGCGCACUACAUGAUGAGCAAGCAUUGGAGCCGUCACUGAAGGCGGGAGACAUUCCUCACACAAACGGCACAAUUCGAACUGCUGUCACAGAUGAAGAAUGCCCAGAAAGGUGUCCAACAAACGAGGAAAUCCGGAACCUAACAGUAGACAAUCUAGUCACAGCCGCAGUAGACUACUGCCAGGGGGAACUACCCCUGGUCUCCUACGAACUCACCCUCACAGACCCCGGGCUAAAAUGUCUCGACCACAUCCCCCUACUUCACCAGGCAUUCCUUCACCCUGUAGUUUUCUUACAAGUCUUAUACCUAAAACUCCUAUAUUACUUCGCGAAUUUCUCAUUCAGAUUGUCCAACAUCGAACUUUCCUUACUCCUCAUAGCGUACCUUUCAGUCAACACUGACAGUCUAUACCACUUAGUACCUUUAGUGCUGUACUAUGUCAGUUUCGUGGCGAUGGUUAUUUGUACGUUCAAAAUGCUGCACGCGAAAAAACAGUUCAUUGACUUCAGGAAAUGGUCCGGACUCUUUUUGAGGUAUAGUGAUGGGAACUUGCAACCGGACGAAUCGGAAAAUCUCUUUGUCAGAAACAACUUGAGUCCGUUUAUUCAGUUCUUUAUGGCGUUGUUCAUUAAUCUGUUCCUUUACCCUUUCAUUGCUACGCAGUGGGUGCCAUUUUCGGAAUUCUGUGUCCUGUCCUUCUUUUUUAUGUUCCUGACAUUAUUCUCUUUUGGCACUGACAGCGAAUCGUAUCCCGACAUACUAGCGUUGCUGUCCUUUGGUAUAAAUGUGUUGGCGAAAUAUCCGUACGAGAAAGACACUGUUGUGCACCAAGGCUGGAGAUUCCUCGACUUGUAUAUAUCGAAUUAUCCUUCUUACAUAUUAGGGAAUAGCAUCGAGUUUUGCUUGAACUCUCGCGUGUUUUUCUCAUUAAUAAUUCCUAUGAUCCUGGUAGGGAUGGCGCGUCGGAGAAAUUGGCAGGGCUUCUUUAAAUAUGCAUUACCGCAUUGUGUAACGUUAAGUUGGCUGCAGAUGUUUAUAAUGUGUUCCCAUGGGUGUACUACGUACGGUUUGAUUAGGGGGACUCUGGGUUUGGUUUGUUCGUUCCUUUUCUUGCCCUUGAUCGGCUUUGCGACGGUGACGUUGCCUGUGUUCGCGUUCUUGCAGUACAUAACGUUGUCGAGAGUGUUCUACACGAUGACUGUUGUCGUAGGGUUUGGUCUAAGUUUGGCUGUGACGUGUUUUCUGGCGAAAUCUGAAGCUACAAAGAAAUUUGUCACGCCUUUUCAGCUCGUAAUCGGCCUAAUAACCUUAAUUUACUUUGGCAACCAAUUCGUAACCAACAUUCAAGACGACGGUCUCCCCACAGGCCUCAUAGAACUAAUAGGAGACGAGAAGUCCAGCUUUCGAAAUCUCCUCAAAAAUGAAUUCAUAACUGACUACGACGACAGCACAUACCACAUAAGUUGGGAGGAUUAUUACAACCAAUGCAACUCUCCAUCUUGGACGGAUUAUAACGCGGCGACUACGCAAAUCAAAUGUUCAGUGUUAGAAGGCGCCAACGUAAAUUGGGAGGGUUAUGUUAAAGAGGUGAAAUUGACGAGUGUGGUGAAUCGAUGGAACGCCUUCGCGUCAUGGUUGCCUAGUAUUUUGACGGAAUAUUUUAAAUGUUAUUAUGGAGAGGAGUAUGCGGCGUGGUGCGGCAUUGGCAAUCAGUUUUCUCUAAAGGAGUGCGAGUUUAUUAUGAAUUCUGCGAGGCACACGGGCAAGAUCUGUCAUUUGAACAAUAUGGAUGAAUACACCUAUGAAGUGAAACUUCUAAUGGAUACGAGCACUGGCCUCCUAUCGCGUCACGCAGAAAUAUCAGUCAUAUUCGACCAUUACUUUUCAAACUUCACGCGCCAACUGCGAGCCAAAGACAAAAUCCGUUUCAAAGGCGUUCUAAUCAACGAACCAGGGACAUACAACAUCGGUGCCCAGGACUUCAAAAUCCAAGGCCACGAGAUACAUUGCGUAGAAUGCAAGAACAACAGGGGUACUAUCAGUUCAAAUGCACCAGUGACCUCCAAAUUCUCAGAGCUCUUCAAAACGAUCGUCAACGACUGUGUUGUGUCCACGAAAUAUAUUUUGAAUUUCUUGUUGAAUCCAGUGAUUGUGUUUAAAUAAAUUAUUUAUUUAUAUUGAGCGUUUUUGUGUAGGUGUUGACUGUUUGUAAAAUAGGAUGAGCUUGAGUCAUGACGUAAUCUGAUAUUGAUAUAAGCACAAAAGAUUACCAGUACUAUUUCUUCACAUGUAUUUUUAUAAUACGCAUUUAUCUUGUACGAGUGAAACGAAAAAUAUGAAGUCUAUAGAUUUCUCUGGGCGGAAGAGGCUCAAGGUAUUAUGAAACUACCAAUUUUGAGACUGAUGGACAUUGUAUGAAUGAAAGUUUCCACCUUGUCAUAAGAGUUUAGUACAAUAGUUUUGAACAGCAAGUUAAAGCCAUAAAAAGUAUUUUAUUCGAAUUAUUAAACUCAAUUUAUUUGGAAUUAUGUUUUAAUUUGUUUUUUUUUAUGAUUUUUAGAAAAUCUGUUGACUUACAAUUGAGAACCAUACAUACAAUAAUUAAUGCAUUUAUUACAUUCUCGUCUGAGCCUUGAAAAAAGUCACUGGACGCGGCGGCCCUACAAUCGCUGACAACAACAACGUAGCCGAUCUGUUAUUGACAGUUCCACAUAUUGCCACAGAACUUCUUUAGUGGCGCAUAAUAGAGUAUCAUAAUAUUUUUCCAAUCUAUUUUAUGAAUUAAUUAAUAAUGUAUCUAUUCGAUUUUCAUAUGUUUUGCGAGUUAGAUGUAGGUAUGUAUUGAAAGCUUCCGUUACUGAUCUGAAUAUGGUAUACAUUUACCAUUUUUUAAAACAAUGAUAGUAUGAAUUUUUAUUAGGUUCUACCUUACUAGGAUUUCUUGUAAAUUGUAUUGUAUAACACCCAGUAAUACGUAUUAUUUAAAACAAAUAGCACAUACUUAAAAAAGUACUACAUCUUGAUUGAUGCGACAUAAAAAUGUCUUCUAAAAUACUGAUCAAUUAUUCCUAGAUAGUGAACUAAAAAAUUAAAACGUUUGUGGAAACAGAAAAGUAUUUUAAAAGAAUUGUUGUGUAAAAAUUACAUAAUAAAUGUAUUUUGACAGAAAUAUAUGAUAUUACAAAUUA
Messenger RNA from Plodia interpunctella (Indianmeal moth), 3866 nucleotides. RefSeq names its product wolfram syndrome 1 (gene wfs1). The record is from RefSeq and is a predicted model, not a curated record. Gene Ontology annotation, cellular component: endoplasmic reticulum membrane. Gene Ontology annotation, biological process: calcium ion homeostasis; endoplasmic reticulum unfolded protein response. The transcript has 9 exons. Lineage: Eukaryota; Metazoa; Arthropoda; Insecta; Lepidoptera; Pyralidae. The coding region runs from base 196 to 2841 and encodes 881 amino acids. Gene Ontology annotation, molecular function: protein binding.